AUGCUUAAGGCUGGGCUGGAUGAAUCCAAAGCUGGAAUCAAUAUUUCUGGAAGAAAUAUCAACAACCUCAGAUACGCGGAUGAUACUACUCUCAUGGCUGAAAGUGAGGAAGAACUAAAGGACCUGUUGAGGAGGGUAAAAGAAGAGAGUGCAAAAGCUGGCUUGCUGCUUAACGUUAAAAAGACUAAGAUCAUGGCAAACAACAAUCUCAGUUUCUGGCAAAUAGAUGGGGAAGAAGUGGAGGCAGUGACAGAUUUUAUUUUCCUGGGAUCCAAGAUCUCUUCAGAUGGUGACUAUAGUCAUGAAAUUAAAAGAUGUUUGUUUCUGGAGAAGAAAGCUAUGGCAAGCUUGGACAAGCUGGUAAAAACUAAAGAUAUUACACUAUCAACAAAGGUCUGCAUAGUCAGUACUACAGUAUUCCCAGUAGUAACAUACGGAUGAGAGAGCUGGACUAGAAUUGUAGAAUUGAUACCUUUGAACUGUGGUGUUGGUGAAAACUGCUUAGAAUCCCUUGGAUUGCAAGAAGAUCCAAUACAUCUGUACUACAGGAAAUCAAGACAAACUGUUCACUGGAAGCUAUGAUCAUGAGGCUGAAGCUCAAAUAUUUUGGCCAUAUAAUGAGAAGGCAGGAUUCUUUAGAGAAGACUCUGAUGCUGGGAAAGAUGGAAGGCACAUGAAAAAGGGGACGACAGAGACGGAGAUGGAUAGAUGAAGUCACUGAAGCCUCAAACAUGAAGUUGUUGGAGCUCAGAGGGGCAGUGACUGACAGAUGUACCUGGCAUGCUAUGGUCCAUAUGGUCACAGAGAGUCGGACACGACUGAACGACUAAACAACAACAACAAUGCCAAAGUGCCUUUCACAAACAUGAGAAAUGUAUAGUUGUGAUAACAUUGACAAUGUUAACCCUGAGCUUUUCCUCUCGGCUGAGAUAAACUUCAACCGAUAACCGUCACCUUAGCACAGUGAAGCCGAUUAGGUACUUUAAUGAGCCCUAAGCUUUUCAACCCUCCUACGCCUCACAUAAUACUCUUAUAGUAACAACCGGCACUCCAGCAACUACAUAUCUCAUACAAUCUUUUUAAAUGACCAUCUGCAGUCCCUAGAAACAUUAGCUACGCUCUACAGUAACUGAACCCAAAGCCGGCUCUCAGCGUGUCCCCACCAGUUUUAGUAAUAGACCAUCAUAUAAAUAAAACCCUCUGCUCAUAGGCCUCAUACGCAGGAUGUCAUGAAUAUGUCAGGAUUACAAGUUGAUCCAGCACGCAGAACUGUGUCACAUCUAGGACUAUGGAUAACGUAUAACUGGACCUUAGAAUGGCUGGACUUAACAUAUCUAAGAAUAGUCAAAAUACUUGCCGAGGUCAGGAACACAGAAUCAGACACAACGAUGAGGGAAAGCCAAACGUCAAGGAUACCAGAAUUCAGGGAAGUCAAAACGAAGCCAAAGUCAAAUAUCAGAAAAUAAAGAUCAGGAACACACUCUCGGAUUACCAUUAGGAUGAAACCACGACAGGCCAAUGAGCAAAAGGAGAACUGGGCCUAAAUAUCGAUCAUCCGAUUGGCUAUAACCGGCUUUUGACCCCAAAAGCAAUUAUCAGGUUUCCAUGUGCAUGAUUGCUGCUCAGCGCAAAUCCUCCUUUGGAUUUGAUUGGUCAUGACCGGCCUUUGACCCAAAAGUAAUUACCAGGUUUCCAUGUGCAUGAUUGCUGCUCGGCACAGCUUUUCCUAUCAGGACGGUAAUGUUGCUCAGCACAACUUUUCCUGUCAGGACAGUAAAUGCCAUUAACCACAUUUGUAUGUGCGGGUGAAUACGUGACAGAAUGUUAACUACGUUUUUCUUUACUAUUGUUGCUUUAAAACUGCUGUAUGUCCUAAACUUUAUGCGCUUGCCCUCUCAUACCCUGAGUGGAGCAAAAAUAAAGAAUUAUUAAAAAAAAAAAGCCUGCUACAACAUACAAGCAACAACCUGAAGCAGAAAAUCCUCCAGUUAAGAUGCAAUCUGUUUUGCUGUGAUCUUCUCUGGCUACUAGUAGACUCCACCCAAUUAAAUCACCUACAGGACUCCAGAAAAAUAACAGAGUUAUAUCCUAAGUUCAUUGCUUAUAUUGCAUGCAUCAAACCCUUUUUUAACUCUUCUUCCUCAUAUCUAUGGCUAAAUAACUUUAAUUGUUCCUCCAAAAGGGAGCCAGGCGCUAAAUCUGUCUGGCUGGUUCUCAACUUCUACAAACAUUUAUCAACUUUGUCAAAUUCAAAUAUUGUUUCAAAACAAAUUGAUUAUGUUGAUUAUUAUUAUUGAUUAUGUUUUUAAGAUAGGUCUUGUUUGCCUGUUAAAAAAAAAAAAAAUGUGCAAGCUUUAUAUUUAUUUUAUUUCCCUGGGAUCAAUACAAUCUAGUUUUAAAGGAUUAUGUAGCAUUAAAAUAUGAGCUAUAUUUAUCACAACGUAAUAAAAACCAGGUAUACUGUGAAAUUUAAGCUCACCAGCAUUAUUUUUAAAGCCAACUUAAAUCAUCUUUUUUUUUCUAGAAGACAGUUUAACCAUCUGAUAAUACGUUGUCAUUAAUCUGCAUGCUUUAUAUUGUAGUAUGUCAGCAAAAACAUUCAAAAUAAAACAUUAACUAAAACUUAGUGUGAGCUGUGCAGGAAAUAGGAGUAUGUAUUGCUGUGGGAAAAAAAGUAAUUUUUGUUAUAUGUAAUGCAAGUAUAGUUUGUGCCGUCAAAUAUAAAAUAUACAAUACAUUUAAAUUAUGCCAUAGUUUUGGGAUUAAAAAAAUCCUUAACUAUUUCCCAAAGACUAAAAAUAAAAUGUAUGCACGAUUAAUUAUCUGCAGCUACUGAUAGUCCACAUAUGUAGUACAAUUUAAUUGCCUUUUAUUUAAUACUUUUUUUUUCUUCCGUGACCCUGUAGAUAGAGGUUUGAGAAUGUAAAAGUGCUUGUACUCAAUCAUUUACAAAUUGCAGUUUGUGAAAGACUGCAUCCGUAACUCGUGAACAUCCUGACCCCUUGUGGUACUUUCUGGAAACCGCUUACAUUAUCGCUUACAUUAUCAUUUACAUAUCCUUUAUUUUGGAACAUACAGCUUGAAACAACCAUCUUGUGUUCUAAAAUGCAACAAAAACUAGAAUGUUAGAGGUUUAUUCCGUUAUCUUUCAUAUAUAUAGGCAUGUUUCAUCAACAUUUCAAGCCUUCGUCCAGUUUGAUAUGUUAUUUUAUAUGACGCUGUGCCAUACUUUGAAAAACUGAUAUGACUUGGCUGAGUAUGUAAGUUUUAAUAUUCCCAUAAUGCAAAUUAGGAAGUGAGGAGUGGAAGGUACUUUUUGUAUAUAAUAAGAACAUCUGUCAUCUGUGCUAACUUGUACUUUUUCUUUUUAUUUAAACGAGUUCCCACACUACCUAUACAGCAUAAUAACCAUGCUUUUAACAGUCCCUAGAAGUGAAUGUUCUUCAGCAAAUUACUGUAUCCGCUACCGCAAGGACGUUGGUCACUAGAAAACCUCAACUCUUUUACAAAAACUUUCUCUUUACCUCUAUGACUAAUGGUGAUCUAUAUUUAUGUUUGUGUAUGUCAAAGGUAAAGCGUUGUAUCAAAGUUGAAUCAUUUGCAUCAAUAGGGCAGAGUCACAAAACAGUGAAUAAUGCUGGAAAGAUGCCCUAUAGUUUGCAUUUUGAAAACGCAGUUCAAUAUUUAGUGAAUAAACAUACAAAAUACAAUUGAGCAAUUACUGUUUAUUAAAAUCAUACUUUCCAUAACUUAUACUAUUUUUCUUGUCUGUGUUUAUUUUACAGGAUAUUAAUGAGUGUAUUCUCAAAAACUAUGCAGAAUGUUCCAACCCCAGAUUAUUCUACAUCAUUCCAUAUUUUUGUGGACAGCAUCCAAAGUGCAGGUGAAUUUAAAUACAUUUCUAUCCUUACCACAAAUCGUGGGUUGUUGAUCAGGCCCUUUCCCCACAGAUGAUAUUGGAGUUAUAGCCCAAAAAGAUACAUGGAGCCAGACUUUGACAACACUGUUACCUGUUCCAAACCAUGAUUGACACACAACUUACCUACUGAAUGCAGUGGGUACAGCAUACCACACGUGGAGAAGGUGCUGUUUAUAUUGUUAUUUUGAGUUUAUGUCUUAUGGCUGAACUCAAAUGGUCGUAGUCAUUAUAUAAAACAGAGAGGUUUCAUCAAGGAAAAAACCACUGGCAAUGAUUUUCACAACUUUGUGGAGUAUUCAAUCCUUUUAGUGCAGUCGGUUAAUAUACAUACACACUAAAGACUUGUGAUUAGCUUAUUUAUGAAUUGGAUAAAGCUAUUAGUGCACGGUAACAGAAGCCACGUCGAUACCUCCAUUCAUAAAACUGUGUAUUACAUUAUCAGUAAGUUUAUAGAAGCCCUGGUUUAUGUGCUAUCAGCUUGGGCAGCAGAUUCUAGUAGGAGAUUAUGGAAUAAGCUCAGGUUUGUUUUAAAUGAUAUAAAAGGAUAAAAUUCCUAAAUUAAUUGGGAUCAUCAUUGUCAUCAGCUGAAAUCAGCAUUGUUUUAUGAAACAUAGAUCUUGUUAAACCAACUUAACUGCAUUCUAUGAAGAAGUUUGUAGAAGUAUAGAUCAGGGUGUUGCAGAGGAUGUGAUCUCUUUUGAUUUAUGAAAGAGGCUAGUGUUCAAAUUAAAAGAAAUUGGUCUAGAUGGAAAUUAUUUUCUUGAGUAGAACAUUGGCUUAAAGACACAGUACAGAGCUGUUAUUAGUGGUAAAUUUUCAAGCUGGACAACAGUGGUAACUGGGUCUGUUCUGGGGCUGCUUCUAUUCACCCUAUUUACAAAUGAUCUUGAAAUAGGCUUUGAAAUUAUUGAGCCAGUGUUUGGAUAUGACACAAAACUAGGAAUUCAAAAAAGAAAUACAUGGAAAAUGUGGUGCAAAUAUAGAUUAAGUUGUUUAUCUUUUCCAUCACUAGUGGCUGCUAUUUCCAUAAACUAGUAUCCUCUACUGAUUUAUAGAUUAUGGAAUCCUCUGCCUGUAGGGGUGGUUUUAUCAGAUUAUGUACACAAUUAUAAACAGUGACUGGAUGAAUUCUUGCAAAAACAUAAUAUUCAGAAAUAUAAUAUUUAAUGUAUGGGUUAACAGCCUCUUUUUGACUAGAUCUUAACAAGGACUUUGAAAGGAAGAGGUAAGGCGUAUAAAGGAAGGGUGAGCAUGUAAAGUGUGGGAGUCACUAGUUACACCCACAAAGAGUAUCGAAGAAAACUAGUGCACAAGUGAAACAGAACCUUAAUUCACCUUUACAUAGACUCUUUUGGCACAGUAAAAUUUAUAACACCAAAAAGAGGAGAUAAUUGAAAACCACAGUGCACACGCAGUGGAAUGGAUGGAAAUUCAAUGGAAAAUGGCCUUUCUUCGUGCAUAGACCUGUAAUGGAAAAAAAGAUAACUUGUUUCUUUUAAUGUGGUGGUAUCUAGUCAAUAAUUACAGACAAUGUAUACACAAAUAUGCUAUAAUAGAUAUGCUAAUUAUUUGUUAUAUUUUGUGAAGGGAUCCAGGUGAAUGGGCUUUGGAACGAGCAAAACAGAAUGUGAAUGAAAAUUUCUUACUUGUCGGAAUCCUAGAAGAGCUCGAAGAUGUAUUACUUUUGUUGGAAAGGUUCUUACCUCAUUAUUUCAAGGAUGUUAUGACGAUCUAUAAAAACCCAGGUGAAUUAAGACAGCAUGGUUUAUUCAUCUAA
Messenger RNA from Pelobates cultripes (western spadefoot toad), 5696 nucleotides. NCBI's taxonomy places the organism in Eukaryota, Metazoa, Chordata, Amphibia, Anura, Pelobatidae. The record is from the annotation of a GenBank genome assembly.